AUGUCAGCAGAAGCAGCAGCACCUCCAACAUUCAAGCUCGUUCUCGUCGGUGACGGUGGUACUGGUAAAACAACCUUUGUUAGACGUCACAUGACUGGUGAAUUCGAGAAGAAGUACAUUGCCACGCUUGGUGUAGAGGUCCACCCACUCUCCUUUGAUACAAACUUUGGUAGAAUUUGCUUCAACGUCUGGGAUACGGCCGGUCAAGAGAAGUUUGGUGGAUUGCGUGAUGGCUAUUACAUCCAAGGCCAAUGCGGUAUCAUCAUGUUCGAUGUUACCUCUAGAAUUACCUACAAGAACGUUCCAAACUGGCACAGAGACUUGGAGAGAGUCUGUGAGAACAUUCCGAUCGUCCUCUGCGGUAACAAGGUCGAUGUCAAGGAGCGCAAGGUCAAGACCGGUGCUGUCACCUUCCACAGGAAGAAGAACCUCCAGUACUUUGAAAUUUCCGCAAAGUCAAACUACAACUUUGAAAAGCCUUUCUUGUGGUUGGCUAGGAAGCUCGCUGGUAACCAAAGUCUCGAGUUCGUUGCUGCUCCUGCUCUUGCUCCUCCAGAAGCUGCGGUCGAUCCUUCUCUGAUGGCUCAAUACAAACAAGAAUUAGAACAAGCAGCUGCUGCUCCACUCCCAGAUGAGGAUGACGCUGACCUUUAA
Wallemia ichthyophaga EXF-994 is the source of this 654-nucleotide messenger RNA. Its product is annotated as GTP-binding nuclear protein spi1. Gene Ontology annotation, molecular function: GTP binding; GTPase activity. Gene Ontology annotation, cellular component: cytoplasm; nucleus. Gene Ontology annotation, biological process: ribosomal subunit export from nucleus; protein import into nucleus. The coding region runs from base 1 to 654 and encodes 217 amino acids. The record is from RefSeq and is a predicted model, not a curated record. The transcript has 4 exons. Lineage: Eukaryota; Fungi; Basidiomycota; Wallemiomycetes; Wallemiales; Wallemiaceae.